ACAAGCGGGAAUAAACAAAUAAAUAAAGAGAGCGAGAGAGAGAUAGAGAGUAGAAAAUGCUCGCCCCAAACCUAACACACACACCCCUCACCCGCACCCUCCUAAUCUACACAAUCGCCUCCUCCGCCCUCCUCUCCAUCCUCGACAGCAAACACCUCGCCAGCAUCCACAUCGCGCCGCACUUCUGGCCGUACGGGCAGUUCUGGCGCGCGCUGAUCUGGCAAGUAGCCGGGUUUGCGAACUCCACGGAGGCGCUGUUCGCUGCGCUGCUGGUUUAUCAUUUGAGGGUUGUGGAGAGGGGGUGGGGGGGGCGGAAGGUUGCUACAUUCAUCCUCUCGACACUGCCCUACACGACUCUUCUCCCGCCGCUACUACUCACCACCAUCCUCUGCCCUCUCACGCUGCACAAGCUCAACUAUCUCCCCUCGGGCCCGACGGCAACGAUAUUCGCCCUGCUCGUGCAGUAUUACGUGGAGGUUCCGCAUACGGUUUCUUAUCGCAUAUCCACCUCCUCUUCAUCAUCAUCAUCAUCUCCCUCCACUCCCUCUACUGCCUCCUCGACAAACCCCCCCGAAGACCAACCCCAACAACAACAACAACAACAACAACAAGAAACAGAAAAAGCAACCGGAAUCCUCCUAACAGACAAAUCCCCCGUCUACCUCGUCGCGGCCCAACUCGCCCUCUCGCAGUUCCCGGCGAUGUUCCUCCCCGCGCUGAUAGGCUGGGGGGUGGGGUUUGCGUGGCGCGCAGAGGUGUUGCCUUUUUUGGGCUCGGGGUCUUCUGGGAGGAGGGUUCCGGCUUGGGUUGUGGGUGAGAGGGAUUCUGUCUCUAGGUCUGGGGUUGGGUCUGGGUUUGCGGAUAUGAGGUCUGGGGGGGAGGGGGACGGUGGGAGGUAUGAGGGGUUGAGGAGGAGGUUGGAGGGGGAGGCUUCUGCUGUUGCGGCUGCUUCUGGGAGUGGGAGUGGAGAGGGGAGGCAGAGGAGGAGAGAUUGA
Molecule: messenger RNA, 995 nt
Organism: Aspergillus campestris IBT 28561
Lineage: Eukaryota; Fungi; Ascomycota; Eurotiomycetes; Eurotiales; Aspergillaceae
Gene: dscB
Product: protein dscB
Exons: 2
Coding region: 57-995 (312 amino acids)
Source: RefSeq, a predicted model, not a curated record